AUGCAAAUUUUCAGCCAAAGACGCAUAGUGCGAAUCGAUUCGCGAUAUCUCGCGACGAAAAUGCUUUCGAGCGUCUGCGCGCUCCCGCAAUGCCGUGCUCUCUUGUCGACAGCGGCGCUGCCCGCGUGGUUUUCGCAUCGCUGCCUGCCUGCCUUCGCUCCUUCGUUACGAUUCAACGCUGCGAUCGGCUGCACCAUCAAGAAAGCCGCUUCGCAGCCGACGUUCCGUUGCGGUUUCCAAAGCGAUUCGGUUGCGUUGCGAGAAUGCGAGAUUUUGGUUGCAGAGCACCAUGAGGAAGAAUAUCGGCUAACCAGCUUGACAAAAGUGAUCACAAAUCGGAAUGAGGAUAGCGACCAUAUAGAAGGUGCAAAUCAAUUGGAUGACGAUGUUCUUGAGGACGAUUUUGUUGAUGGGCCUGAAGAUGCUGCGCAUAAUGAAGAAACAAUUAUUCGGCUAAUCAAUCUCGUCAAAGAGAAUCCGAUUUUGUACGAUAUGAACUAUGAACCGACGCUGACGAAAAAUAUGCUCAAACGUCAGAAGAUUGAAGUGUGGAAUCGGUUGUCGACGCACGACAUCUUCUGGCGAGGCGACAUGACGCCGAUACAGGCGGUGUGGACGGACAUCCUCGAGCAAUUCACGCGGCGACUUCGCAAUCCGGAUUCGGUGAAACGCGAAAAACCGGACGAAGUUCUGUCGGAUCGAAUAAUGAGCGAGAUGCGAUGGAUUGAGCCGUUUUUGAAUAUUAUCGAGCCGCAACGGAAAACGGAAGUUGUGAAUUCGAAUGAUAAUAUUGACAAGGACGUGUUCUACAACGACAUGUCGCAGAAUAUCAGCGAAGACGUGAUGAUAUCUGGUUGCCGUCCCGUCGUCAGCCAUUCCGGAGCCGGCUAUGUUGUCGUUCAACCGUCAGGCAUCCCUCGCCAACGCGCGCAAUCCAAUGUGCAAAUGCCGCAGGUCUCGGCGCAUCAACCACCACCCCAACGCACGUAUACGGUUCAUACGGGAUCUUCGACGCAGCCGGUUCGACGACUUGUGAUCAGCUCGACGCAACCGAUCCAAUAUAUUCCUCGUGUAAAAGAGCAACCUCGUUCGAUUCAAGAAGGCCAAGUGUUGCAGUCGAUCAAGAAGGAUGAGAAUGGGACGACCAACACGGGUCCAAUGACGAUGAUGGUUGAUACAACGACGUAUUAUCAAAAUGGGAAUGGCCAGAAAAUGUAUCGGCUGUUUACAGUACCUCCGGGAACCAGUAAUCAGACCCAGAAUGUGGUUGCACAACAGUCGAAUAGAAAUAUUCAUUACGACGAUUUGCCGCCGGAGCCACUUAUUGAGGGAUCGCCGACACCUGAGCAGCAGCAGCCGCCGAGAAAGAAGAUGAGAGGCUCGUCGAUGAGCAGUGCGAGCUCAUCGCAUUCAAUGAGUCAGAAUCGAAUAGAUGAUAACAAUACGAUAGUUGCCGGCGGUGUUCCGAUUGCUGAUGAUGAAAUAAUUGACGAUGGGAUCCGAGAAAACACUAUUGUAAUUGAUCCUGAUGGACAUUUACAUGAAGAAUCCCCGUUGCUCAGCACAUCGCCGGACGUGAUGAUAAGCGGGCAAUCGGCGAGAUCGAGUCAGCAGACGAAUGAUCGGAUUGCGACAACGCAAAGUAUACCGUCGACGUCGGCGACGAGCAUACAUCAAGGGAUUGGAGAUCGUCGUGGGAUUCCUGGCGAUGAAGACAUAUCGGAAGUUGUUGUUGAAGGUGGAUCAGAAGAUUUCCAGCCGCAUCAGACGCAAUAUGAUGCGGACCUUGCAUUUCAGCAACUAAUUAGCCAACAUUUAAGCAGGCUGAAUGAUGAUGAUAAAGCUCUCAUGAAAUUUAAUAUGCAAAGGAUUUUAUUAGAUGCCCGGUUUGGUGAUGGAACCGCGAAGCAGUUAAUGGUGGAAGAAGAUAUUCUUGAAUCCGGCCAAGACGUACACGACGAUGUUCUUGAAGAAGACGAUUCGACAACGAAUCCUCCCUGA
This is a messenger RNA of Caenorhabditis bovis, 2001 nucleotides long. The record is from the annotation of a GenBank genome assembly. Lineage: Eukaryota; Metazoa; Nematoda; Chromadorea; Rhabditida; Rhabditidae.